Molecule: messenger RNA, 1012 nt
Organism: Juglans regia (Persian walnut)
Lineage: Eukaryota; Viridiplantae; Streptophyta; Magnoliopsida; Fagales; Juglandaceae
Product: leucine-rich repeat protein 1-like
Exons: 7
Coding region: 147-800 (217 amino acids)
Molecular function (GO): protein binding
Source: RefSeq, a predicted model, not a curated record
UUCCUUGCUUGGCAGAAAAGAGCCAACUCCCUCUCUCUCUCUCUCUCUCUCUCUCUCUCUCUCUCUCUCAUUGUGUUCAUAAGCAUCUUGACUUUGAACUCCCUUUGAGGUUCUAGAGCUUUAACCACACCUCCCAAGAUUUGCUAAUGAAGAUCUGGGCCAUGUUUCAUCUUCUUCUUGCUUUUCUUCUUCUAUCAAUCCGUUCAGAAACUACAAAUGCAAACUCAGAAGGAGACGCUCUGUACGCAUUGAGGAGAGCUAUGAAGGAUCCGAAUGGUGUUCUGGAGAGCUGGGAUCCGACCUUAGUGGAUCCCUGCACUUGGUUCCACGUUACUUGCGACGGUGAUAAUCGGGUUACCCGACUUGACCUUGGAAAUGCAAAGCUGUCGGGCAGCUUGGUUCCAGAGCUGGGGAAGCUUGAGCGUCUUCAGUAUCUUGAAUUGUACAUGAACAACUUGGUGGGAUCCAUCCCAGAGGAGCUUGGUGGACUGAAGAGCCUAGUUAGCUUGGAUCUUUAUCACAAUAACUUGACUGGGUCCAUCCCUGCCUCCCUCUCUAAGCUCUCCAAUCUCAAGUUCCUGAGAUUGAACAGCAAUAACCUGACUGGAAGAAUACCCAGGGAACUUGCUAAACUCGGAAACCUCAAGAUCCUUGACGUGUCACACAACGAUUUGUGUGGUACAUUCCCAACCUCGGGCUCCUUUUCCAAGCUCUCGGAGGAGAGUUUCAAGAAUAAUCCAAGACUUGAAGGACCAGAACUGAUGGGAUUUGUGAGAUAUGAUGUGGGAGGAAGCUGCUAAUGAUGUACCAACAAAAGGCAAAUACAUAUAUUAUGUUGCCAAUUUCUUCCGUCUAAUGUCUCUUUAGAUCGAAGAGCUUUUAUGUCUCACUAAUAUAUAUAUAUAUAUAGCUAUAUAGCUAUAGCCUGUAACACCGAGAAAACCACCCUUAUAGUACCGACAUGUUCGUCUUUCCUUAUUUAAUAUUCAAGUCUCAAACUUUCAACUACCCA